Rattus norvegicus (Norway rat) is the source of this 1362-nucleotide messenger RNA. It is a transcript of the gene Hmx3, whose product is annotated as H6 family homeobox 3. Gene Ontology annotation, molecular function: DNA-binding transcription factor activity, RNA polymerase II-specific; RNA polymerase II transcription regulatory region sequence-specific DNA binding; DNA binding. The record is from RefSeq and is marked provisional. The coding region runs from base 1 to 1071 and encodes 356 amino acids. Lineage: Eukaryota; Metazoa; Chordata; Mammalia; Rodentia; Muridae. The transcript has 2 exons. Gene Ontology annotation, biological process: regulation of DNA-templated transcription; ear development. Gene Ontology annotation, cellular component: nucleus.
AUGCCGGAGCCCGGGCCGGACGCCUCGGGCACUGCCAGCGCGCCGCCCCCGCAGCCUCCUCCCCAGCCUCCCGCGCCCAAGGAAUCCCCGUUCUCCAUCAGGAACCUGCUCAACGGAGACCAUCACCGGCCGCCCCCGAAGCCACAGCCGCCCCCACGAACGCUCUUUGCGCCGGCCUCGGCCGCCGCCGCUGCGGCCGCCGCUGCCGCCGCCGCAGCCAAAGGUGCCCUGGAGGGUGCCGCGGGCUUCGCGCUCUCGCAGGUGGGAGACCUGGCCUUCCCCCGCUUUGAGAUCCCAGCGCAGAGGUUUGCAUUGCCCGCGCACUACCUGGAGCGCUCCCCGGCCUGGUGGUACCCCUACACCCUGACCCCCGCCGGCGGCCACCUCCCGCGACCAGAAGCCUCUGAGAAGGCCCUCCUGCGCGAUUCCUCCCCUGCGUCCGGCACAGACCGCGACUCCCCGGACCCUCUGCUCAAGGCUGACCCCGACCACAAGGAGCUGGACUCCAAGAGCCCGGACGAGAUCAUUCUGGAAGAGAGCGACUCGGAGGAAGGCAAAAAAGAAGGCGAGGCGGUGCCUGGCGCGGCCGGGACGACAGUAGGGGCGACUGCGGCGACACCGGGCUCAGAGGACUGGAAGGCGGGCGCCGACAGUCCCGAGAAGAAGCCGGCGUGCCGCAAAAAGAAGACGCGCACCGUCUUCUCCCGCAGCCAGGUCUUCCAGCUCGAGUCCACCUUCGACAUGAAGCGCUACCUGAGCAGCUCGGAGCGCGCCGGCCUGGCCGCGUCGCUUCACCUCACCGAGACGCAGGUCAAGAUCUGGUUCCAGAAUCGCCGCAACAAGUGGAAGCGACAGCUGGCGGCCGAGCUGGAGGCGGCCAACCUGAGCCACGCCGCUGCGCAGCGCAUCGUGCGCGUGCCCAUCCUCUACCACGAGAACUCUGCGGCCGAGGGGGCGGCGGCGGCCGCAGGGGCCCCGGUGCCGGUCAGCCAGCCGCUGCUCACCUUCCCGCACCCUGUCUACUACUCGCACCCGGUGGUCUCGUCUGUGCCGCUGCUACGGCCGGUGUGAGACGGGAGAGGGGAGAGGGAAUGAGCACCCGGCCACCUUUCGGGGAUCCCGGAGGAGACUGGGCCGGGCCGAGGGUGCCGGGCUGUGGCCAGCGACCUUGGGCUCACUGCCUUGCCUCCCACCCCCCAAUAGCAUUUUGUAAGUAUUUGCAAUGCAUUUUCGUGCAAUUCAUUCCUAUGAAUUUGAGGCGCUUCUCCUCUUAUUUUUGGUUUUGCUUUCCAUUAAGAGAAAACGAGGUGGGGUUGGGAGGGAACGACAAAAUAACCAGGUCAAAACUUCCAAUUGAAAGUU